AUGAGCAACACCAAGCCUUGCUACUCCAGAGAAGAAUUCAUCUCAACCACGAGAUCUCAAAUCGACCAGGCUUUCACCCAGCCGGAAUCGAGCCUAUCCCACUAUCUCGCUGAGAACUUCCCCAAGCUCGUCGACCCAAACGUCGACACGGUCUUCAGAUGGUGCUUUCUGGAAUCCCUACUCGCCAGAUUCGCCGUAGCGAGACGUAUGGCUAGUACAAAGGAAGGACCCAACGACACCUUCGUCCAAACAUGCAUACAAGCAGGCAUGGCUGGUCCACUCGUAACCCUGGCAAAAGAGAAAACUGGGUUGGUUACUCCUGAGACUUGGAACGAGGAAUCUUUUCCUCGUCUUAUGCCGCCCUUCCAGGCGAUGAAUCUACUCGAAGCUGUGGUCCCGUCAAUUAGGCUUAUCGAACAACGAGGGACGGCUAUCCAUGACCUGAUCAAGCACGGGGUUCUCGAUGUGGUCUUUUGCAACAUGAACGCUAGACUUUUAAUCAGGAGGUUGACAGCAACGAGGAUGCUGGCAAGCCUGUCAGAAAGAACCCUGAUUCCUCGCAAAGUACCCCCAUCGACGACGGCGAAGCUCCUUUGCGUUCUUUUCACCGCCGCUCUCCGCGACCCAGCCUUGGAUUCCGAGCAGCUAAACGAUGAGACUACUCUCUGGCAGAGCUGGUUUGAAGACGAUUUCAGAGACUCAAGAAACAACAAGGAGCUAGGGGAUUGGUACCUCAGCGCUAGAUCCCGUAGAUGGAUGGUGUCGCGUCUUUGCGGUCGCAUACAACGCUACGCCAUGGAGGCCGCGCACCGCCUCAUCGCUAUCCCUCCACCGUCACUCUCCAAGCUAUGGAUUGAAGUCCUCGAAUGCAGGCCGGAGAUUACCAGCCUCCUACUCGAGUGUACCAUGCUCGAGCGGCCUGAAUACUACCCCGAGACCCAUAUAGGGCUCGAUUCGGUGGAGGCUCUCAGCGCAUUAUUUCGCUGGCCUUCUUACUGGAUACCGGGGAUCUCGGUACCAACAGACCGACCAUAUCUCUCACAGGACUUGAAGUUGACGCUGCGGCUUUUCUCCAUCUUGAUCUCCCACAAGGGUUGGGUCGAAAAGAUCAUAGAUAUCUGGGAGACACACGAUGCUGAUAACGAGUCAGUAAUCACGCGGUAA
Molecule: messenger RNA, 1164 nt
Organism: Coniophora puteana RWD-64-598 SS2
Lineage: Eukaryota; Fungi; Basidiomycota; Agaricomycetes; Boletales; Coniophoraceae
Exons: 3
Coding region: 1-1164 (387 amino acids)
Source: RefSeq, a predicted model, not a curated record